This is a messenger RNA of Camellia sinensis, 1672 nucleotides long. Its product is annotated as zinc-finger homeodomain protein 2. The record is from RefSeq and is a predicted model, not a curated record. Gene Ontology annotation, biological process: regulation of DNA-templated transcription; regulation of developmental process. Gene Ontology annotation, cellular component: nucleus. Gene Ontology annotation, molecular function: DNA-binding transcription factor activity; transcription cis-regulatory region binding. Lineage: Eukaryota; Viridiplantae; Streptophyta; Magnoliopsida; Ericales; Theaceae.
AAGCUCAUGUUUAGUGCUUCACUAGCAAAACCCACCUGCAAAACUCUCUCCAUUCUAUCUCUCCCCCCUCUUCUCUUCUCUUCUCUUCCCUUCUCCUCCAUCAUCACCCACUUGCUCAAAUUUUUUAAUCCAAAACAUCUCUAUUUUCUUUGCCAAACAUAGUCUUCUCUUACAGUAGAUUUGUCUUUUGGCUAUAGAAGGUGCUUAAGCUCAAGAUUUUCAGAGACACAUACCCAUUACCCAAGGCGUGUUAGUGCCUUCUCUCAUGAUCAUGCCUUGUAUGUCUACAGUCUAGUGCCCCUAUAGCCCUAGCCAUAUCUUCACAUAUCAUUGUCUUUUCCAGAACACUGUUCUGAGGGUUGACUGCCUUACCUCCUCUCUCCCUCUUUUUCUCUCUCCUCCACCAUCAAGGGGUUGAUAGAAAUAGAAAAGGUGUAAGCACAGACAGAGGACCAUUUGCGCAUACUGGGGAGAGAAAGAGAGUCCUAGAAAUGGAACUUUCAAGUGAAGAUGGGGAGAUCCCAAUCCCAAUCCCAAUUCCAAUCAACAGUUCAUAUGGUGUGGGGCACAUGAUCCAUCAUGAUCCAGCACCCCGCAACCACAUAAUUCCAACUUCAUUAGCAACCCAAAACAACCAGAUGUCCUCCAAUGGCCCUCCAAUUCCCACAAUAACCCUAGUGGAGGACCAUCAUGUACCCUACAAGAAAAUGGUGAGGUACAAGGAAUGCCUAAAGAACCAUGCAGCAUCAAUGGGUGGAAGUGCCACAGAUGGGUGUGGUGAGUUCAUGCCCAAUGGAGAAGAGGGUACCCUAGAAGCCCUCACUUGCUCAGCCUGCAACUGCCACAGAAACUUCCACAGAAAAGAAGUUGAAGGUGAGCAACAUCCCUCUUCCUGUGAGGGCUACCACACCCCACCACAUCUCAACAGGGUUGGGGGCAGAAGAGUCAUUCUGAGCCAUCAUCACAAGAACUUUUUAGGCCCAGAAGCUCUAGGGUACCCUACAGCCACUUUUAUCCCCUCUGGACCAGCACCACCACCAGCAGCCCACCACCAGAUGUUAAUGUCCUACAAUAUGGGGUCACUACUACCUUCAGAAUCUGAUGAGCAAGAAGAUGGUGUCGGUGGUGGUGGAGGGGUGGUGCUGAGGCCACCUCAUCAUCAGAUGGUGAAGAAGAGAUUCAGAACAAAGUUUACCCAGGAACAGAAAGAGAAAAUGCUCAACUUUGCUGAGAAAGUUGGGUGGAAAAUUCAGAAGCAAGAGGAAGCUGUGGUGCAACAGUUGUGCCAAGAAAUUGGAAUCAAGAGAAGAGUCCUCAAGGUUUGGAUGCACAACAACAAACACAAUCUAGCCAAGAAGAACCCCUCCUCCACUCUUCAAAUCCCAAUCUAAAAGCAAAACCAAAUAAAAAAAACUUUUUUUUUCUCCAUUAAUCCCACUGCUUAACUGAGAGUAUUCCUUUUUUCUUUUUCUUUUUUUCUUUUUUGUUUGCCCUUUUUGUCUUUUAACCAUUUUCUUCCUUGGUGUCCCUUUUGGAGCUAUAUCCAUAUUUUUAAUAUUUUUUUGAUUAUGUAAUGUGGUCUGAUGGAAUUGGGUUGAUUGAUAUACUCUUUUAAGAGUAGAUUGUAUUUAUAAGGAGAGUUUAUUAAUUAAAUCCUUUCUUUUUAUUUAAA